AUGGGUGCCUUGACGAAGAAGCAGAAGGAGAAGAAGUCUGACUUCAAGAAGACGAAACUGAAAGUGGGCAAGACUCGUCCGAAGAACACCAAUGCAACAGAUACGAGUUUUGCGGCCAAAUCGAUAGUUCUCAAGCAGCAAAAUCUUGGCGAGACCGGACGUGAUGCGACCGCCCUCUUCAACCACAACUUAAGCCUACUGAGCAGCAAGUCCGAGACCCAGAGGCGAGAUGCUUUGCAAUACCUCACAUCUGCCUGUACGACCAUCGCAACUGCCAAACUGCCACAGUCAGCCGCUGCAAUUAUCGCGAAGGCACAGCCACUCAUCUUGGAUGGCAAUAGUGCUGUCCGGGGCCAGUUGCUGAAGUUGUUCAGGUCAUUACCAGCCGCGCAAGUGGGCUCGUUGGACCAAGUGCUGCUAUAUACAAGGGCAGGCAUGGCGCACCUUUCGAACGAUAUAAAGCUAUUUGCACUCGACAUUCUGGACUGGUCGAUUGGAACUAACGCAGAUACUGUGAUGUCAUGUCCUGGAGGCUGGAUCAAGAUGUUACGGACUUUUCAGAACCUACUCGCUUGGCAGGGUGACACGAUCAACGGCGUGGUCACCCACGGGAAGUGGUCCGCCACCAAGUCCACGAGCUCGAAGCUAGGCAGUAACAAGCUACUGGUACACCAACUCAACACUCUCGCGAGCUUCCUGACCGCCGCCAUGACUCCACCACCAUCAGAUCCAUUCGCAGAGGCCAAGAGAGCAGCGCAGAUCUUCCCUUUGCUAGAGACUCAGGCACAUUUACUGCCUGCGAAAUCCAAUACUUUUGGCUACCUGAAUCUAUUUGGCGCGGUGCGUGACCUGGAAGGUGAGGUCUACGCUGACGCUGAUGAGCGUAUCGAGAUAUUCAACGAGCUUGGCCUGCUGGAAGAUUUCAGAACCGGCACCCUAGAAGCGAAGAAAGAAGCAGGUGAGGUUGGUAGAGCCGCAAGUGGUGUCGAUAAGGCACUUAGGCUUGCUGAGAUCGGCUGA
Recurvomyces mirabilis is the source of this 1020-nucleotide messenger RNA. RefSeq names its product rRNA processing protein (gene IPI1). The transcript has a single exon. Gene Ontology annotation, cellular component: nucleus. Lineage: Eukaryota; Fungi; Ascomycota; Dothideomycetes; Mycosphaerellales; Teratosphaeriaceae. The record is from RefSeq and is a predicted model, not a curated record. Gene Ontology annotation, biological process: rRNA processing. Bases 1 to 1020 code for a protein of 339 amino acids.